Molecule: messenger RNA, 2316 nt
Organism: Lagenorhynchus albirostris (white-beaked dolphin)
Lineage: Eukaryota; Metazoa; Chordata; Mammalia; Artiodactyla; Delphinidae
Gene: LRRC70
Product: leucine rich repeat containing 70
Exons: 2
Coding region: 282-2177 (631 amino acids)
Cellular component (GO): plasma membrane
Molecular function (GO): protein binding
Source: RefSeq, a predicted model, not a curated record
AUACUUUUGAAACACAGAUAACAUUACUUCCUGUCUCUCAGUUUCCUGUAUCCAUGGCAACCUCUGUUUUACACACUGAGUGUGGAGGAACCAAUGUGAAGAGUGGUGUUUCCUGAGCAAAUUGUGACUUAAAAAAAAAAAAGAGGUGGAGGGGUGGAGGUCAACAGUGCCACAAAAGAAAUGGAGUUUAGAAAUGUCGCUCUUCAGAUAUAGAAAGAAAACCUUUACUUGAAUCAGCUGAGUGUUAAUAAUAUGAAUUUCCUGUUCUUGCCAAUUUUGAUAUGAACAGAAAAACCAAGAACAGGGCUAUGUGUGGAGUGCGUUUUUCUCUGCCUUGCCUACGACUGUUUCUACUUGUUACCUGUUAUCUUGUGUUAUUAUUCCAUAAAGAGAUACUUGGAUGUUCGUCUGUUUGCCAGCUCUGCACUGGGAGACAAAUUAACUGCCGUAACUUAGGCCUUUCAAGCAUUCCUAAGAAUUUUCCUGAAAGUACAGUUUUUCUAUAUCUGACUGGAAAUAAUAUAUCUCAUAUAAAUGAAAGUGAAUUAAUUGGACUUCAUUCUCUUGUAGCAUUGUAUUUAGAUAAUUCUAGCAUUGUGUAUGUGUAUCCAAAAGCUUUUGUUCAUUUGAGGCAGCUAUAUUUUCUAUAUCUGAAUAAUAAUUUUAUAAAACGCUUGGAUCCUGGAAUAUUUGAGGGACUUUCCAAUCUUCGUAAUUUAUAUUUACAGUCUAAUCAAGUAUCUUUUGUUCCAAGAGGAGUAUUUCAUGAUCUAGUUUCAGUUCAGUACUUAAAUCUACAAAGAAAUCGCCUCACUGUCCUCGGGAGUGGUACGUUUGUUGGUAUGAUUGCUCUUCGGAUACUUGAUUUAUCAAACAAUAAAAUUUUGAGGAUAUCAGACUCAGGCUUUCAACACCUUGGAAACCUGGAUUGUUUGUAUCUAGAAGGUAAUAAUUUAACAAAAGUACCAUCAAAUGCUUUUGAAGUUCUUAAGAAUCUUAAAAGACUUUCUUUGUCUCAUAACCAUAUUGAAGAAAUACAGCCCUUUGCAUUUAAAGGACUUGUCAGUUUGGAGUAUCUCCUCCUGAAAAAUUCAAGAAUUAAAAAUGUUACUAGGGAUGGGUUUAGUGGAAUUAGUAAUCUUAAACAUUUGAUCUUAAGUCAUAAUGAUUUAGAAAAUUUAAAUUCUGACACAUUUAGCUUGUUAAAGAAUUUAAUUUAUCUUAAGUUAGAUAGAAACAGAAUAAUCAGCAUUGAUAAUGAUACAUUUGAAAACAUGGGAGCAUCUUUGAAGAUUCUUAACCUGUCAUUUAAUAAUCUUACAGACUUACAUCCAAGGGUCCUUAAGCCAUUGUCUUCAUUGACUCAUCUUCAGGCAAAUUCUAAUCCUUGGGAAUGUAACUGCAAACUAUUGGGUCUUCGCGACUGGUUAGCAUCUUCAGCCAUUACUCUAAACAUCUAUUGUCAGAAUCCCCCAUCCAUGCGUGGCAGAGCAUUGCAUUAUAUUAAAUGGACUGACUUUACAAAUUGUGUUACAUCUUCAACAAAUGUAUCCAGAGCUUGGGCUAUAAAAUCUCUUCAUAUUCAUCACAAGACCACUGCAUUAAUGAUGGCCUGGCAUAAAAUAACCACAAAUGGGAAACAUUUGGAAAACACUGAGAGUGUUACUUUCUGGGAACGAAUUCGUACUUCACCUGCCAGUAGAUUUUUUCAAGAGAAUACCUUUGGUAAUCCAUUAGAGACUACUGCAGUGUUACCUGUGCAAAUACAGCUUACUUCUCCUGUUAACUUGAACUUGGAAAAAAACAGUGCUCUACCGAUUGAUGCUGCUUCGGUGUCAGGGAAAACAUCUGUAAUUUGUACACAAGAAGUUGAAAAGUUGAAUGAGGCUUUUGACAUUUUGCUAGCUUUUUUUAUUUUAGCUUGUGUUGUAAUCGUUUUUUUGAUCUACAAAGUUGUUCAGUUUAAACAAAAACUAAAGGCACCAGAAAACUCAGGGGAAAAUAGACUUGAAUACUACAGCUUUUAUCAGUCAGCAAGGUAUAAUGUAACAGCUUCAAUCUGUAACACUUCCCCAAAUUCUCUAGAAUGCCCUGGUUUGGAGCAGAUUCGACUUCAUAAACAAAUUGUUCCUGAAAGUGAGGCACAGGUCAUUCUCUUUGAACAUUCUGCGUUAUAAUUCAACUGAAUAUUGACUAUAAGAAAACCUCAGUGUCAUGGACAUGAAUAAAACUGAAGCAUCCUUAUAGAAUUAUAGACUUUAUUUGGAUAUAUAAUGAAUUAUAUGAGCUUAGCAUUAAUAAAUAUGUUUUUAAUAA